Mandrillus leucophaeus (drill) is the source of this 1746-nucleotide messenger RNA. It is a transcript of the gene ACP3, whose product is annotated as acid phosphatase, prostate. Gene Ontology annotation, molecular function: acid phosphatase activity. Gene Ontology annotation, biological process: lysosome organization; dephosphorylation. The record is from RefSeq and is a predicted model, not a curated record. The transcript is spliced from 10 exons. Gene Ontology annotation, cellular component: plasma membrane; lysosome. Lineage: Eukaryota; Metazoa; Chordata; Mammalia; Primates; Cercopithecidae.
UUUACUAUUUAUGAGUGUGGCUCCUCCUUCCUUUCAAUCCCUUAAUUAAAUAGCUUCCCCUCUACAGGCUUUUGAAGUGGUAGCAGUUCCUCCUAACUCCUGCCAGAAACAGCUGUCCUCAACAUGAGUGCUGCACCCGUCCUCGUGGCCAGGGCAGCAAGCCUUAGCCUUGGCUUCUUGUUUCUGCUUUUUUUCUGGCUAGACCGAGGUGUACUAGCCAAGGAGUUGAAGUUUGUGACUUUGGUGUUUCGGCAUGGAGACCGAAGUCCCAUUGACACCUUUCCCACUGACCCCAUAAAGGAAUCCUCAUGGCCACAAGGAUUUGGCCAACUCACCCAGGUUGCUCUGCAGAAGAAAACCUCAUGUUCCCUUUACAUUCGCUUCUGCUUUGAUUUUCCUACUUAGGUUUACAUUCGAAGCACAGACGUUGACCGUACUUUGAUGAGUGCUAUGACAAACCUGGCAGCCCUGUUUCCCCCAAAGGGUGUCAGCAUCUGGAAUCCUAACCUACUCUGGCAGCCCAUUCCAGUGCACACAGUUCCUCUUUCUGAAGAUCAGUUGCUAUACCUGCCUUUCAGGAACUGCCCUCGUUUUCAAGAACUUGGGAGUGAGACUUUGACAUCAGAGGAAUUCCAGAAGAGGCUGCACCCUUAUAAGGAUUUUAUAGCUACCUUGGGAAAACUUUCAGGAUUCCAUGACAAGGACCUUUUUGGAAUUUGGAGUAAAAUCUACGACCCUUUAUAUUGUGAGAGUGUUCACAAUUUCACUUUACCUUCCUGGGCCACUGAGGACGCCAUGACCAAACUGAGAGAAUUGUCAGAAUUGUCCCUCCUGUCCCUCUAUGGAAUUCACAAGCAGAAAGAGAAAUCUAGGCUCCAAGGGGGUGUCCUGGUCAAUGAAAUCCUCAAUCACAUGAAGAGAGCAACUCAGAUGCCAAGCUACAAAAAACUUAUCAUGUAUUCUACACAUGACACUACUGUGAGUGGCCUACAGGUGGCGCUAGAUGUUUUCAACGGACUCCUUCCUCCCUAUGCUGCUUGCCACUUGAUGGAAUUGUACUUUGAGAAGGGGGAGUACUUUGUGGAGAUGUACUAUCGGAAUGAGACGCAGCACGAGCCGUAUCUGCUCACGCUACCUGGCUGCAGCUCCAGCUGUCCUCUGGAGAGGUUUGCUGAGCUGGUUGGCCCUGUGAUCCCUCAAGACUGGUCCACGGAGUGUAUGACCACAAGCAGCCAUCAAGUUCUAAAGGUCAUCUUUGCUGUUGUCUUUUGCCUGAUAUCUGCUGUCCUAAUGGUACUGCUGUUUAUCCACAUUCGCCGUGGACCCUGCUGGCAGAGAGACUCCUAUGGGAACAUCUGAACAGACAACUGGAUAAGCCAGGCCAACCUCCUGUGACACAGCAUCUCUCAGUGGUACCGCAUCUAAAGGACAGGCUUUUGCCAUGUGGGCAUUGCCGUCCUCACACCCUGCCUUUUGAAUCUGCCUAGAGCAGGGUCUGAACUCACAGGGACCCACAGACAGCUGCUGGACUGACAGAUGAAUGAACACCAAGGUUACCUAGGUCUUCUCAUCAUGGAGUGGUAGUGCAGGCUGCUCGUUCAGCUAGAAAGAGGCUGUUAUGCAUAGGAUGGUUGUAUUCUCCGCCACAGUUGUCCAGAGAGAAAUAAGAAGCCAAACUCUAAUCAGCCUUUUACCUGCAAAGAGCGAAGGAUGAGAAGGUGGACAAAGACAUAGAUUAGAAAAAUA